AUGGAAGAUCACUCUAUAAUAUCUCAAGAAGACAUGGAGGAUCACUUUGCAUUAUUAUCUCAAGACUAUAUGGAGGAAGAUCACGUGGUAACAUCAGAAGAAGAAGACCAGAUGGACCCAGAAGACGAGGUGAUCAUCUCAUACUAUCUGAACAUGAUGAUCAACAACCGCAAAUCCUGGCCUAAGCACUUCCUCCAAGACGAAAAAGCAAACGUGUACAACACGAAUCCAUCGAGUUCCUUCUUCUAUACUCCGAGCUCUGACUACUACUUCAUCUUCGUCAAAAACAGAAGAAAUUCUUGCGGUGGAAGUGAAUCUGGCUGCUGGAGGACCAUGGCCCGUGAUAAACUGAUCAAGAACGAGGAGACCGGGAGGAUUCUAGGGUUCAAGAAGAUUCUCAUGUACUGUGAAAAAGGGGAAGAAACGAUCAGAGGAAGAGAUCAUGUGGGUCAUGGAGGAGUACAGGCUCGUCGAUAA
This is a messenger RNA of Eruca vesicaria subsp. sativa (arugula), 477 nucleotides long. NCBI's taxonomy places the organism in Eukaryota, Viridiplantae, Streptophyta, Magnoliopsida, Brassicales, Brassicaceae. The record is from the annotation of a GenBank genome assembly.